Messenger RNA from Phycodurus eques (leafy seadragon), 2841 nucleotides. RefSeq names its product ubiquitin specific peptidase 13 (gene usp13). The coding region runs from base 222 to 2816 and encodes 864 amino acids. Gene Ontology annotation, biological process: protein deubiquitination. Gene Ontology annotation, molecular function: cysteine-type deubiquitinase activity; protein binding; zinc ion binding. The transcript has 21 exons. NCBI's taxonomy places the organism in Eukaryota, Metazoa, Chordata, Actinopteri, Syngnathiformes, Syngnathidae. The record is from RefSeq and is a predicted model, not a curated record.
CGUACACGUCUUCUGAUUCAUUUAUUGACAGUACUUUGAUGUUUCCCAGAGGCACGCCCCCGACGCCGUCCUCCACCUUCCUUCCUUCUUUCCGCCCUGCCUCCAAUGGCCGGAGGAAUGUAGUGUUGGUUUGCCACUUUAAAAAUAACACCGCUCACCUCUGAGAGCGCGCGGCUCCGGUGGCUGGCCUGCACUGUGCGACGAGGAGCGGGAAAGCCAACAUGGCUACAGACCUCGGCGAGAUGCUGGUCCCCUACAUGCCCACCGUCAGAGUGCCCAAAACCGGAGACAGGGUGUUUAAGAGCGAGUGCUCCUUCUCCUUCGACUCCCCGGAAUCUGAGGGAGGCCUGUAUGUGUGCAUGAACACAUUCCUGGGCUUUGGGCGAGAACACGUGGAGAGACACUAUCGCAAAACAGGCCAGAGUGUUUACAUGCACCUCAAGCGACACGUCAAAGAAAAAGCCACAGGAGCUGCAGGAGGCGCCAUCCCCAGGCGACGGAACGGAAAAGUGUUUUUGGAUUUAGAGCUAAACCGUGAUUUUAACGGUGAGGACUAUGAGUACGAGGACGAGGCCAAGCUUGUUAUAUUUCCAGACCACUUCGAGAUCCCCUUACCAAAUAUUGAGGAGUUACCCGCUCUGGUAACCAUCGCCUGUGAUGCAUUGCUCAAUGCGCCGUCGGCCUACAAAAAGCAGGAGCCUGAAUCCUGGGAGGAGGAGAUCCAGGUAUCCAGACAUGCCAGAAGUCUUAGACAGUUGGACAAUGGAGUCAGAAUCCCCCCCAGUGGCUGGAAGUGUCAGAAGUGCGAGAUGAGAGAGAACCUGUGGCUGAACCUGACGGAUGGCGCCAUGCUCUGCGGCAAGUGGUUCUUUGAUGGCAGCGGGGGGAACGGACACGCUCUGGACCACUACAAAGAGACCAAACACCCGCUGGCUGUCAAACUGGACACCAUCACUCCAGAUGGAGCAGAUGUCUAUUCGUUUGAGGAAGAGGAAGCUGUGUUGGACCCGCACAUAUCAGAACACCUGUCUCACUUUGGAAUAGACAUGCUACAGAUGCAGAAAAAAACAGAGAAUGGCCACCACACAGACAACAACGCCCGGCCACGGGUCAGCGAGUGGGAGGUGAUCCAGGAGUCCGGCAUGAAACUGAAAGCGGUCUACGGUUCCGGUUACACGGGCAUCAAAAACCUCGGCAACAGCUGCUACCUCAGCACAGUCUUGCAGGUCCUCUUCAGCAUCCCAGACUUCCAGAGGAUGUACGUCGGGAACCUUCAGAGGAUAUUUGACUAUUCACCCCUUGACCCCACACAGGACUUUGCCACGCAAAUGGCUAAAGUGGGCCAUGGGCUCCUCUCAGGGCAGUACUCCAAACCACCCGUGAAAUCUGAGCUCAUUGAACAGGUGAUGAAAGAAGAAUACAAGGUAUUAAACUGGCAACAACAAAAAGGCAUCUCCCCCCGGAUGCUGAAGGCUCUAGUCGCCCGAGGACAUCCGGAGUUUUCCUCCAACAGGCAACAAGACGCACAAGAGUUCUUCUUGCAUAUGAUCAACUUGGUGGAGAGGAACAGUACGAGCUCAGAGAAUCCGAGUGACGCCUUCCGCUUCCUGGUGGAGGAGCGAGUCCAGUGCUGCCAGACACGCCAGGUUCGAUACACUCAGCGGGUGGAUUACUGCAUCCAGCUGCCGGCCCCCAUCGAAGCCGCAACCAAUCGAGAGGAGCUGUUGGCUUACGAGUGCAAGCGGAGGGAAGCUGAGGAGAAUAUGAGACCCCCCCCAGAGCCGGUGAGGGCUCGCAUCCCUUUCACCGCCUGCCUGCAGGCCUUCACUGAGCCCGAGAACGUUCCAGACUUCUGGAGUUCGGCGCUGCAGGCCAAGUCUGCUGGAGUCAAAACAUCUCGCUUCGCCUCAUUUCCAGAAUAUCUGGUGCUCCAAAUCAAGAAAUUCACAUUUGGAGUUGACUGGGUGCCAAAGAAACUAGAUUUGGGCAUAGAUGUUCCAGACUUCCUGGAUUUGAGCCGUCUCCGGGCCACAGGGCUGCAGUCAGGUGAAGAGGAGCUCCCUGACCUGAUGCCACCCAUUGUGCUGCCUGAAGACAUGAGAGAUAGCUCGAUGAGCUCCUUAGACUCUCCAGAAAUAGAUGAGGCAGCAGUAAUGCAGCUGGCAGAGAUGGGCUUCCCGCUAGAGGCCUGCAGGAAGGCCGUCUACUAUACUGGCAACAUGGGCCCCGAGAUGGCCUUCAACUGGAUCAUAGCCCACAUGGAGGAGCCUGACUUUUCAGAGCCUCUCAUGCUGCCCUCUAUGUUGGACCUGGGCCUUUCCAGCAGUGCAGACAGCCCCAUGGGCGCCACCCCGCUGGAUAACUCGCCCCCCGAGGAGAGCAUCGCCAUCCUUACUUCGAUGGGCUUCCCUCGCACUCACACCAUCCAGGCGCUCAAAGCCACGAACAAUAACCUUGAGAGAGCGCUCGACUGGAUCUUCACCCACCCGGAGGAGGAGGAGAGCGACGCCCUUUCCAACAUGGCAGACACGGAGCCCAAUGACAACGCUUUCUCCAAUGCCAACUCGCACAGUGACUCCACAUUGUCCCCAGACAGGGACACGUCGGGGCCGCGCGUCAAAGAUGGACCAGGACGUUAUGAGCUCUUCGCCAUCAUCAGUCACAUGGGAGCGUCCACAAUGUCUGGACACUAUGUUUGUCACAUUAAAAAGGAAGGAAGGUGGGUGAUCUACAAUGACCACAAAGUGUGUUUAUCAGAAAGGCCUCCAAAGGACUUGGGCUACAUCUACUUUUACCAUCGACUGUCAAGCAGUUAAAGUUAAAGUUAGCACCCAUUAGCAC